Exaiptasia diaphana is the source of this 1008-nucleotide messenger RNA. RefSeq names its product rhodopsin, GQ-coupled. The transcript has a single exon. NCBI's taxonomy places the organism in Eukaryota, Metazoa, Cnidaria, Anthozoa, Actiniaria, Aiptasiidae. Gene Ontology annotation, cellular component: membrane. The record is from RefSeq and is a predicted model, not a curated record. Gene Ontology annotation, molecular function: G protein-coupled receptor activity. Gene Ontology annotation, biological process: G protein-coupled receptor signaling pathway. The coding region runs from base 1 to 1008 and encodes 335 amino acids.
AUGCUUGACCAAGAACAUACAAGGAAAUUAACCCUUGAAUUAGCUGAACGUUCAACUGCUMAGGUCGUUGCAGAAGCAGGGACAAUGAUCGUUAUUGUUACCGCAGCUUUGUUUGGAAAUUCGUGUGUUUUAURUGUGUUCUUCAAGUCGCCAAGAUUUCGCAGUGUAACCAACUACUACCUGAUUGCUCUGUCUUUGUCAGAUGUUCUUUACUCGAUGAUUAUAAUGCCGCUUGUCAUAAUCGUGUCAAUAUAUGGUAGAGACGUUCUCGGGUCAAGUGUUGGUCAAGUUGGAGGAUUUCUUGCUUACUUCUUUGUUUCUGGAUCGUUACAGACGACAACGCUGAUCGCAGUCAACAGAUUCUUCUGUGUGGUGAAACCAGAGACUUACCGCAAAUAUUUCAAACCAAAGCCCGCCCUACUCAUGAUCAUUGGGAUGUGGGUAUUUUCAGCCUUCAAUGCGGGAGGCGUGUAUGUUAGCGGUAUCGCAAAGUUUGAGUUCUAUCCUGGGCGAUUUUGUUAUCUUCUUCACUUCAAGGAUCAGACUGCAGGGGUAAUCUAUAGUUUUAUUUCGCUCUUUUUGUUUACUAUUUUACCAAUGUCCAUUACUGGAAUCAGUUACUGGAAAAUCUAUAAAGUUGUACAGGGGCACCAGAAUGCUGUGGCAUCGUCGCUGAACACUGGMCCCUCCACAAACAGCCCAACUUUGACCAGAGAAGAAAUCCGCAUCACUAGAUCAGUGCURGCGCUUGUGUGUGGCUUUGURAUCUGCUGGUUUCCACCAGCUGUCGUUAUCAAUGUGGCAGUUUUUCACAAUCUCUCCCGCUAUGCUGAGAUGAUUUUCAUUUAUACUUCGACCCUAAGCACUGUAACAAAUCCCAUUGUAUUCAAUGUAUUCAACAAACCUUUCAGAAGAGAGUUUCUAAACAUAUUUAGAUGUGGGAAAUCCCUCGAAAAAGCACGUCCACGACCGAACAGAGGAACUGUACCCGAGUUGCAUACAAAUUAG